AUGGGAAUCUCCUCCUCCUUCUUAUUGAUGGCUACCAGAGGACAGGACCACCAGGACUUCCAAGGAGGGCAGGGCUUCAGACUACCUUCGUCCCAGCCUUCAGUCCUAGCUUUGAUUCACCUGCCUGUUUUUCUACCUGUGUUUUACCAUUGCCUGCCUGUGACCACGAUUCCUGCCUUCUGCCAAGGGGAAAUAAACGACCUGCUGCACUCUGCAUGUGAAUCUACACCUAUUUCUCCCUGUGUUUUCAUUACGGGAGAAAGAGACCAGGUUAUUUCAGAAAAUACAUCUACAAGAGAAAGAGACCAGGUUAUUUCAGUUAUUUUUACAGAAAAUACAUCUACAGGAGAAAGAGACCAGGUUAUUUCAGAAAAUACAUCUACAAGAGAAAGAGACCAGGUUAUUUCAGUUAUUUUUACAGAAAAUACAUCUACAGGGAGAAAGAGACCAGGUUAUUUCAGAAAAUACAUCUACAAGAGAAAGAGACCAGGUUAUUUCAGUUAUUUUUUACAGAAAAUACAUCUACAGGAGAAAGAGAAUAGUUAUUUUUUACAGAAAAUACAUCUACAGGAGAAAGAGAACAGUUAUUUUUUACAGAAAAUACAUCUACAGGAGAAAGAGAUCAGUUAUUUUUACAGAAAAUGCAUCUACAGGAGAAAGAGAUCAGUUAUUUUUACAGAAAAUGCAUCUACAGGAGAAAGGGAACAGUUAUUUUUACAGAAAAUACAUCUACAGGGAGAAAGAGAACAGUUAUUUUUACAGAAAAUACAUCUACAGGGAGAAAGAGAACAGUUAUUUUUACAGAAAAUACAUCUACAGGAGAAAGAGAACAGUUAUUUUUACAGAAAAUACAUCUACAGGAGAAAGAGAACAGUUAUUUUUACAGAAAAUACAUCUACAGGAGAAAGAGAACAGUUAUUUUUACAGAAAAUACAUCUACAGGAGAAAGAGAACAGUUAUUUUUACAGAAAAUACAUCUACAGGGAGAAAGAGAACAGUUAUUUUUACAGAAAAUACAUCUACAGGAGAAAGAGACCAGGUUAUUUCAGUUAUUUUUACAGAAAAUACAUCUACAGGAGAAAGGAGGGAUCACACCGUGGUUUCCUCAAACCAGAUGGACAAGCCCCUUCCUCCUCCACAGAGUUCCUGCCCCCUCCACAGAGCCCCUUCCUCCUCCACAGAGCCCCUUCCUCCUCCACAGAGUUCCUUCCUCCUCCACAGAGCCCCUGCCUCCUCCACAGAGUUCCUGCCCCCUCCACAGAGUUCCUGCCUCCUCCACAGAGUUCCUGCCCCUUCCACAGAGCCCCUACCUCCUCCACAGAGCCCCUACCUCCUCCACAGAGCCCCUUCCUCCUCCAAAGAGCCCCUUCCUCCUCCACAGAGCCCCUUCCUCCUCCACAGAGUUCCUGCCCCUUCCACAGAGUUCCUGCCUCCUCCACAGAGUUCCUGCCUCCUCCACAGAGCCCCUACCUCCUCCACAGAGCCCCGACCUCCUCCACAGAGCCCCGACCUCCUCCACAGAGUUCCUUCCCCCUCCACAGAGUUCCUGCCUCCUCCACAGAGUUCCUGCCCCCUCCACAGAUCUCCUGCUGA
Messenger RNA from Oncorhynchus mykiss (rainbow trout), 1593 nucleotides. The record is from RefSeq and is a predicted model, not a curated record. Lineage: Eukaryota; Metazoa; Chordata; Actinopteri; Salmoniformes; Salmonidae.